UGCGCGGCAGACGGCGGCCUGAACCCGGGCGGCGCGCGGCCGAGGUGACCACGCUGCGGCGGGAGCGUCUGACCCAUGCAGGACCCCGCGCUUUCAGGCUCGCCCCUGCUGCCCGGGGACACCGAUGGGCAGGCCGCGCCGGAGACGCCCACGUACUCCGAAGUCUUCCACAAGCCCCUUCGCCUGGUGCCCAGGGAUCUCGACGUGCACGCCGGGCUUCGGGGGUCCCGGGAGGAGGUGGAGACCAAGGAGGCGGGCGAAGCAGACCACGGCCGGGGGCGAGACGAGGGCCGGCAGUCGGGGCAACCCCCGGGCCCCCUCCGGCCCCCCGAGCAGCAGGAGCCCCUCUCCCCCGACGAGGCCCGCGAGCGCGACGCACCCGGCGAGCCCAGGGGGUCCCGGGCGCCCCACAAGCCCCGAGAGCCGCGCGCGCACCCCAGGCCCCGCAGAGCCCAGCAGCCCCGGGAGCCCCGCGGGACCGCCGAGGCCAAGCUGCUUCCCAGGACCCCGGCGGUGAUCCACCCGUCUCUGACCACCAGGUGCCCGCCCGGCCUUCACCUGUCUGUCCUGAGCGCUGACCCUGAUUCCUACCAGUUCCCAAGAAGACGUUUUUUUUCUAGAAAGAGAAUGCAAGAUCUUUCUAGGCCUAAAAGACAAUGGGGAACUCCAGAUAGAAGACUGUUUUGGGGAAAUCAAGAUCCUAUUUGCCCUGUUUCUGACAGGGCUUUGAUCGCUCCGCUAACAAAGAGACUUAGCAACCUUGCUCAGCCCAAGAAAGUGUCCCACCACUACGUACCUAACAGGGAUCAGUUUUACUACAGCUGUGGAAGAGAGUCUGUGAUUUGGAAGAUUCCUCAUCCUGCGUUGUUUAGCCAGCCCUCCAUGAGGAUCCAGAAGCUGGCUCAGCCCAACAGAUUCAAAAGACAGUACCUGCGAAAUGGGUCCUUCAGUGAUCACUUAUCAAGAAGUGUUCCCCACUUCUCGGAUCCUUCUCCCCGGAUUUUGAGACUUUCAGUCGCCAAAGGCACAGACCCGAACUAUGUUCCUCCACGAAGCGUUGAAACUAGAAUUUCCAUUACUACCCUGAGUGCUGUUGCAACUCCAAGAAUUAUAGACCUCGCCCAGCCACGGCUCAAGCUAGAGGGUCUGUGCUACGAGAGAGAGAGAAGCGAAAUGCCCAUCCGUCCUGUAACCCCUGCUGCCUUGAGCGCCACACCAAGCCCCCGAGUAACUGCUCUAGCGAAGUCCAAGCCUCUUCAUCAGGACUACCUACCUGCCCGGGAAGCCCAGUGGCCGGUGUCUCACGCCGCUACCCAUUCGAAGGCUUCUCCCCGGAUUCAGGAGCUAGCCAAUCCAAGCUCAAGGGGUCCGAUGCAUAUUGUAUUCUACGAUCCUGAUGUUUUCAAAGUCAAGCCGGCUGCUCUGAAAGCACAGUGUUCAGCGCGGGUCCAGAAGCUGGCAGAACCUGUGGAACGUUAGACAGAGAAAACCACGCCAGGCAGACAUCAGCCAUGCAUCCAGGACGUGCACGCUAACUUAGCUCCCUGCCCUGUACCGCUGACCUUCCCGACUGCCCCCAAGCUCGAGCCCUCCGCAGAACGCCACUGCAAGCACCAGACAGCAGCCGCGGCUGGACCUGCAGCCACACUGUCAGCAGCUUUGCGGAUUCCGUGUGCAAUAAAAGACACGGAGAGCCGGCCUUGUCGCCCUUGCUACUCCUCCCCAAGCCGCUCUUUCCCUCCCUGGGCUUUGCUUUUCCCGUCCGGGUGAGUCCCACGUCCCAUGGUGAUCCCGCCUCAGUCUCUUCUCCGGUAAGUCCUGGGAAUUGAGAUCAUAACGGCUGUUCACAGUCUGUGGCUGACAGUGGGGACUGGGCUGCUGAAAGUGACCACAUCUCCAGCAGCCUCCUUCCUCCUUCUGCUUAGAGCCGCUUACCAAAAUGACCGAAAAAGCAAGACGCUGCUCUUAAUGGCAGAAUGAACACUCGUCUGUGGAACUGUGCAGUAUUUACUUUAUUCUCUCCAUGCAGCAGUAUUUUAUAAAUGACACUAAGUUUGUGGGGCAGAUCUAGAUUUGCAUGGAAGUAGACUGACUUGCAAGCUUAUUUACAGAUGAGUGAGUUCUGUCUUUGAGGGCUUUGUGUUAUAGCGAAGCAACCCUUCUAGGUACUUUUGGAAUCAGCCAGACCUGGGUCUCUCUCUCCUUGGGGUCGUCUACCAGACGUGUGAUCUUCACACAUUCACUAACUCCUUGUGCUGCAGUUUCUUUAUGUAUAAACUGGGUUCCAACUGCAUUGUUGCAAAGAUUAAAUGAGGACAUGUAUAUCUGAAAGCACGAAUUUGAAUAAAAAGCUGUCAUGUAAAAA
Molecule: messenger RNA, 2365 nt
Organism: Chinchilla lanigera (long-tailed chinchilla)
Lineage: Eukaryota; Metazoa; Chordata; Mammalia; Rodentia; Chinchillidae
Gene: Spmap2l
Product: theg spermatid protein-like
Exons: 9
Coding region: 76-1479 (467 amino acids)
Source: RefSeq, a predicted model, not a curated record